GACUGCUGAAGAAGUACCUACCUACAUGUGUAUUGGAACAAGGAUGUUACUCUCAAAAUGUUUUCCUAAUUAAAAAAGACGUUCAAAAAUUAUUUAUAAACUUAAUCAGAAUUGAAUAUUUACGUAUAUUGAACUGCAAAUACCUGUGCUUCUGAAAAAUGUAUCAAGAACUAAGUGAUCUGGAUCAAGAUGCGGAAAAAUAUGAAAAUAUCAAAAUGGAAGAUAUUUUCCACUGGUGCAGGGAAGGAAAUGUUAUGCAGGUUCGUGUUUGGUUAGAUGACACGGAGCAUGACAUGAAUCAAGGUGAUGACCAUGGAUUCAGUCCUCUGCAUUGGGCUAGCAAGAAAGGACACCUGAAAAUAGUUGAACUAUUGCUGCAAAGAGGAGCUCGUGUCAAUGCUACCAACAGGGGCGAUGACACCCCUUUACAUCUAGCUGCAGCCCAUAAUCAUAGGGACAUAGUUCGUCUUUUGCUUCGAAACCGUGCGGACAUAAACUUUACCAACGAGCAUGGUAAUACGCCGCUGCAUUACGCGUGUUUCUGGGGCUGCCAGCCAAUAGCAGAGGAUCUGAUCGGUCACGGUGCUCAUGCCUCACUGGCCAACAAGGAUGGAGAUACGCCCCUCGAUAAAGCAAGGGGACCACUUGCCAAGCGACUAGAAGAUUUAGCAUUGGAAUCGGGCCAAGAUUUGAAGAAAGUGAAUUUCAAAGAUCAGAGCUGGCUUGGACUGAAAACGAGAAGUCGUGAUGCAACACUAUCGCGCCACAAGGGCAUCAACAUCGCCGACCUGUCGCUGCACACGCGAAUCGCGGCCACACCCAGCGGAGAGACGUGGCGCGGUCGCUGGCAGAAGAACGAGAUUGUCGCCAAGAUACUCGCCGUCAGGGAGUGCACGCCGCGCGUCUCAAGGGACUUCAACGAGGAGUUCCCCAAGCUCAGGAUCUUCUCGCACCCGAACGUACUGCCGGUGAUAGGGUGCUGCAACUCGCCACCCAACCUGGUGGUGAUCAACCAGCAUAUGCCUUGGGGCUCCCUCUACCAGCUGCUGCAUGAGGGCACCGGCGUCGUCGUCGACUCGGCUCAGGCGCUACGCUUUGCUGUCGACGUCGCGCGUGGCAUGGCCUUCUUGCACAGUCUCGAACGCAUCACGCCCAGAUAUCAUCUCAACAGUCGUCAUGUCAUGAUUGAUGAAGAUCUGACCGCGAGAAUAAACAUGGCUGACGCAAAAUUCUCCUUCCAAGAAAAAGGCCGCAUCUAUUAUCCAGCUUGCAGGUGGCUUCUCAGUAUUGGCUCGGUGGCUGCAGAGGCUCUGUUGCUGUCUCCUUAUGUCUAGUGAUAUUGCUCCUGAUAGUCCGUUUCUUACCUAUUCGUUUUGUUUUUUUCUUCUCCUUCAACCACAGGUACCGUUCUUUUCAUUUCUAUUUUGAUUGUAUGAUGCCUCAAAUGCCGCAAAUUAAUUAAUUUUUUUUCUAGAUCAAGUCACUUAGUUAAACUAUUAUUUUUGCUUAUAAUUUACAAUUUCAUUAUUUUAUUAGUAUUUUUAGUAACUAGAUUUUUUAUAGUAUCUAGUAUCAAUAAAGUUUAAUUUAUUAUUUUUCUUAUCGAUUGUCAGAAGACUUCUUCAUGCACACGGACUUAUCGUCCAAGCAUGGAGUUAUUCAUUUACUUUUUACUUGUUGUUCAUAUUAAUGUUACAAUCUAAUGUAUCGCAUUUACUUUGUUUUUACUUACUAUGUAAUGUAUAAAGUUUUGAAUAAAUUGAAUUGAAUACUUGAUUUAAAAUUUUCUUUCUGAAUAAAUAUAUAAUGUUUAAUUAUUUCCUAAUGAGAAACAGGAACUAGCCUAUACCUGAAAUAACAUCCAGGUUACAAGAAAUGAUAACUUUGACCUUCCCAGAAUUCGUCCAUCCUCAGGUCCUCACAAAAAUGCUUCAGUUAGUCUACUUAUAUACAGAUGGAAAUUAAUAAGAAAUUGCAUUUAUUCAAAUGAAUAUUUUAUUAUUAAACUAAAAUCCAAAUUAAAUGUAGCUAGCUCUCAUCUCUAAAAAUAGUAGCUACUUCAUAAUUAACCACAUCUCCUCCUUCAAUAACAUCCAAGCAAUACUCGCAAAACACGUGUAAAUUAUUUUGAAUAGAUUAUUUCUAUGAAACACACUGUAUAGUAGAAGUCGUAGACAAAUAGUGCAUGCAACGGUUUUAUUCUAUCGAUAAAGCAGUCGUAAGAUAUAUAAGACACUCGUGCUUUAGAGACUCAUUAUAAAACCGUUACAUAAACUACUAUUAAUCAAUUAGACCGAGAUCCUCCACUCUUCAAUUUAUGUUGGCUGUUUUUUUCUAUUCAGGUGGCACUGGAAGGAUUGCGUAUUACAAUUCCACCCGGAAUCUCGUCUCAUCUGGCCAAGCUGAUACGUAUUUGCAUGAACGAGGAUCCCGGAAAACGACCGACUUUCGACAUGGUUCUUCCUAUUCUUGACAAAAUGAAGCGGUGAACUUCCACCGUAAUCAAUAACUAACCCUAUUUUGAUUUUAUUCAGUUGAAAACGCUAUUUUAACUCUUCUUACUCCUUGAAGGUAAGGAAUAACAAUCUCACGCUGCCACAUUUGAAUUCGAGUUAUAAUAUUAUUAAACAAUUACUCUUAAUAUAACAAUUACUCUUUAUUCAUAAUUUAAAAUAUGAUUUUUAAGUAAUUCGUUACUGAAAACCCUCAUUUUGUUUUUAUGUUACUGAAAUACGCUAUUCCAAUAUCAUCUACUUCUUGAAGAUAAGUUACUAUUCAACUUAUCUUCCUAUUCGAAUUAGUUAUUAUUCAAAAUAUGAGAAGUGUCUAAUCCGCUAAGUUUCUUCCGAUUUAGAUUCAGAGAUAUCUUAAGCUGCGUUUACACCAAAGUUAUUAACAAAAUGUUCAUAAUCCUCAUAGAUUCUAUUAGAUGGAUCAUACCUUAUCAUACACACAUGCUGAUGAACAUAUGUGUUUGUCAAGUUCCGUUCAAUCUAAUAGAAUCUUCAAGGACUAAGAUAUUAACAUUUUGUUAAUAACUUUGGUGUAAACGCAGCUUUAGUUGUUUACAUUGAUUUAAUGAUUAUCGAUCGAUAAGAGUGGUAUCAAUGAUUAAAUUUUUUGUAAUUUUAUUGUAUUUGUGCGAUUUGUUUUACAAUACAAACUAAUAUAUAGUAGGUUUUUUAAUAUCGAUAUCUUAUGUUUAAUUUAUUUCUACUUUAAUUCGAAUAGGGAAGAUUUUAUCUCAUUCGAGUAGAAAACUUGGAAGAAACUAAUAUUUAAGCUAAAUUUCAGCUGUUGCACAAACCAAAUUCAAGUUCCAAUAUUUCUUUCAAGUACAGAUACUUGAAUAAUCUUAUUGAAUAAUUAAUUAAUAUUGCACAAUUUUUUAUAAUUGAAUAUUAGUGUUCAACAGCCACAACUUAUUUUGAUUGGCAUGUCGUUUCUAUGUAAUUAUUUUUUAAUACAUCUGUUUACUAAUUCAAGCCAAAGUGUCAUUUUUCAAUUUGUCCGAACUAUUGAACAGUUUCGGGACUAGUUGCAUACAAAUUGCCAAGUUCAAACUGUUUGAGUCAAUUGUCAAUUUUGUAUAGUUGCACAAGGUCAAUUUUGAUCAAUAAAAAUUAAUAAUCAAUGAUAUUUUUUUAGUAAUUGGUGCGAAUCUAGUAAAGCUAAAGUAGGUUAUUAGCGCUUAUUAAUAACACUUAUGUGGCUUGUAACUUAUAAUGUUGUAAAUAUAUAUUGCUAUGUGUAUGUUGAGAGUCAUGUAAAUAACAAUUAUCUAAAACUAGAAUAUUAAGAAUAUGGAUUUAUUUUUUUUAAUUGAAACUGCUCUCAAAGUCAGUUGCGUACAUUAUUGCCAGCGGCGUAGCAAAGGGGGGGGGGUCUCCAGGUAACAACCUUCCUCCCCAUGAGCCCGAAAAAGAGACCCAAAUAUUCAAGAUAAAUUUCAAUAAAAAUAUUUUUUUAUAGCACUACAGCCCAAUAUGAGCUUUGGCCGCCUCCACUACAGCUCUCCACGCUUCUCGGUCCUCUGUUAAUUUUCUCCAUCUUCUAUAUCCCAUUUUUUGGAGAUCGUCUCUCACUUCAUCUUCCCACCUUAUUCUCGGUCUUCCUCUCUUUCUUCUUGAAUGUAGCCUCUCUUUGAUUAUUAUCUUGGGCAUUCCGUUCUCAUUCAUUCUACAGAUAUGUCCAAACCACCUAAGACGCUACGCCUUUAUAAAUUUUACAAUAUUUCGGCCUUUUAUCAAUGCCUCGAGCUCUGAAUUGGUUCUUCUCCUCCACUCCUCUCCUUCUUCAACUGGACCAUAAAUCUUUCUUAGAAUUUUCCUUUCAAAAACGUCUAGAUGGGCUUUGUUUUCUUUUGUUAACGUCAAAGAUUCACAGCCGUACGUUACAACAGGUCUAAUUAGGCUUUCAUAUAUUUCAAAUUUAGUGUUUCUACAUAUGAGCCUGUUCUUCAAAAGUUUCAUGUUAAUAAAGUAUGCUCUAUUUCCAGCCAAUUCUCUUUGCUUUAUGCUGUAACUCAUCUUGUUUUCGUUAUUCAGUUCAACCCCCAAGUAGCUGAUGUUCCUUACACCUUGAAAUAUGUUAUGACCAAUUCUGAGAUUUCGUCGAACUCUUCUUGUUUGACUCAUUGAUAUUCUCAUAGACCUCGUUCUACUUUCAUUUACCAUCAACCCAAUCUUCUCCGCCUCUCUCUCUCUCUCUCUCUCUCUAGCAAAAAAUACGUUUCAAUAAAAAUAAAGAAUCUAUGAUAAUUUUUUCAGAAAUAGGUGCAAAUCUAAAGUAGCACUUAUGUGGCUUGUAACUUAUAAUGUUAAUGGCACUUCUUAUUCAGUAACGAAAAACAAAAUACUAUUCAUUGUACACAAGUGUAUGUAAAUUUACCCCACCCCCCAUCUCCACAUCAUCAAAUUACAUUAGGUAAAGUCUAUAGGGGGACUAAAUUUUUUAGUCAACCGCCCUCAUUUCAAAAUCAUGGCUACACUACUGAUUAUUGCUAAAAUGUACAUACACUAUUCUGCACAAUGAAUAGUAUUUUGUUUUUCGUUACUGAAUAAGAAGUGCCAUCGAAUUAAUUUUUGGAUUUUUUCAAUGCGCGAGUAUUCAUUAUUAAUUAUUAAAUUCAUUAUCAUUCAAUCAUACACAACCAUUCAUUUUCAAUCCCUCCAAAUUCAAUUGUGACUGGCAUAUUUUUUCCGAUUUGAUUUAAAUUAUUCGAAAUAUUCUUAUGUUCCAAGAAUAUUAAUCUACUCUAACUGUGCUAAUGUUUAGGACGACUAUUUAUUUUCAAUCAUCGCUAUUGUACUUUCUAAGCGUGAAUAUAUUAUAAAUUUAUUGAAAUGAAUAAAUGGUGUUUUUUUAUUAGAUUAAAUAUUUCUAGCUGAGCAUAAUAAGUACCUAAGAGGUAUUUGUAUUGGAUUACUGAGUCAAUUAGUUUCUUCCAGGUGAAAUGAGUAACCAACAAAUUAUUUGUCAUUUAUUGUCAAAACUCGUUGAUCAAUUGUCUUCCUUCAAGAGCAAGCAAUAAAAUGUUUCCGACAGUACUUGAGACAAUAUAUGCAACAAAUGCUAUAAUUAUCUAAUUAGCUUAAUAAAAAUAUUAAUCACUGUUUAUUGCUAACAAUAUGUGUCCUAUAAACAUUUUAGAAAAGUAAUUUUUAGUGUCAGGAAAAUUUCAAUAUGAACUUUUCAUUUUUUAUUCAUAACCUUUUUCAAGUUUUCCCACUUGUUAUAAACAAUAACAACGAGAGUGGUUCAACAAAUACAUAAGUUGCACAAUAAGGCAUGCAUAAAUAUAAAACUUUGCUUAAAUUAGUGUUCCAUCAGAUGUGCUAUUGCAUUUGUGUGCUACUCUUCGACACAAACUUUUUCAAGUGCUUUUGAUGAUUGAUGUGCCUGAAUGAUGAUCUAAUGUCAAUCGAAUUACGUAAUGAAUCUCUUGCAGUUUCAAUUUCAGCGAUUCAGUGAGAAUGUAAUACUAUUAUUAUAUUUGGUUCUCUUGGAGACCUUCAAGCCAUGAAGUUAAUUACGCCAUGUAGUUGGUUUGGUAAAUGAGCAACCUUUUUGAUAUUUAUUCUUCAAGAUAUCCAUGGAUAUAAAAGUCUUCGUUUCUAUUGGACUUCUAAUAAAGGGGUGUUUAAUUGCUAAGCAAAUGCUAAACUAUCAAUUGCUAUUCAGUGGGAACUUAAUACUGCCAAAUGAACUAAUAAUAGGUGCCUUGACUUAUUGCUUUAUUUUUAAGAAACAUUUUAAUUUUUUUAAUAAUAUUGAUGCAAAAAUCAAAUUAUAUUUAGCUUUUCAUAGAAAUAGUGUUUGCUAAUACAGUAUUUAUAUAUUUUUUAAUAUAAAUAUUCGAUUUAUUCACUGUAACGUAAUUUGUAUUUAUCGUAAUUAAUGUAUAGUUAAGCGCUCAGAUGAUUAUUAUUAAUAUAUAAGUUGGUGUAUUAUGUUAUCUAACGUACAAUAUUCAUUGUAAGUUAUAACGUACAAUAUUCAUUGUAAGUUAACUGUAAUAAAGUGUAUUAAUAUUCAAUAAUGAUUGAUUGAUAUGAUUCUAGCUAAAUCAGUAAGUAUAUUUAGGAAAAAUAUAGGUGAUAAAGAUGUUUUUAAUAUCGAUCGAGCAACUAUUAAUGUAGAUUCCAAUGAUUAUCCAUUGAAUUUCAAAAUUUAAAAUAUACAAAUUGGAAUGCAACUUCAAUGGAACAAUCGGUUUUUAUAUGUAUGCAACGUAUAGUUGUUUAUGCAAUUCUCCAAUAUUUUAAUGUUCAUAAAAUAUUCAUAUUGUUGAUUAUAUUAAUCAAAUAAUAUUAUUCCACUGAUUCCAAGUGCCUAAAGCAAUACUGUUGAAGCUUGUAAAAAACAAACUUAAUUUUUAGUUUAUGAAUUCAGUAAUGCUCCUGUUAACUCAAUGUAAAUUGUAGAGCAAAUUCACCCAGAAAUGUUCUAGAGAAUGGAGCUGCUUUGAAAAAGUUAUUGUCAUAUAUUGAGAAGGUUAUUGUCGUAUAUUGAGAAGGUUAUUUCAUAUUUUCAAAAGUUAUCAGUUUCUCUUCAUUCCAACUAAACGGCAAUAUUUAUUUUAUUUUUUUGGCGCCUAACUUUUGAUAUUCUGGGGACCAAUCCAUUAUUUUUAUCAAAUCAAUAGACUUUUGAUUGAUAAAAAAAGUAAUAACUGCCGUGCUACCAAAUUUAUCCAAUUGGUUUGAUAGCUUUCACCCAUUACCUAAGGAAAGUUAUCAGUUCCAAAUAUGCUAAUAUCUUGAUAAAUCAUGAAUGGAUCUAAUGCCUAUGAAUAAGAAAUCCAGUUCAGAGCAAAUUAAAUUAUAAUUUUCAAAAUGAUUUAAAAAUUUCAGUUUACACCAGAACAAAUAAUCAUACAUGGAUUGAACAUAGAUUGAACAUGAUUGAGGUUACAAAUAUGUUUGAUACUUUCAUCAAAAUAGAUUCAAAAGCUUUCACAAAAACUCAGAAAUUAUUGUUUCAAAUCAAGAUCAAAAUACACAACUUAUAAAUUAAUUGUACUUAUCAUUAGUUUACAGGUUUCAAGGCAGGCUAAAGGCUUUCAACAUUAAACGAAAAUUUUAACACAAAAUGAAAAGAAAAAUUGAAAUCUACAUUUCACAUAUUUUCAAUGACAUCAAUAAACUUUAUAAAAACAUUUAGGUCGCAAAUAAAACAUCUUAAAUUUCAAUUAUUUACAAAAACUUUCAACAGCAGACAAAAACACUCCUAACAUUAGCCAGCCUUUAACAAUUUUGAUACAAACGCCUGAGCAAAUUACCUGAAGUAAAUGCCUAGAGCUUCAAAGCAAGACAAGUCAUCAUAUUGCCAACUAAUAAAGAAUACAAGUUUACAAACAUUAUAUCUAUUGUUUUCAAUAAAACUUUAUUUUUAAAGUCAUUUUAAAUUUAUUCAACCUUUAUGUUGUUUAGAAUUAUCUGUUACGGUAAUUCAGAAAUAGAACUUCGUCAAAGUGAGUUGUUCAACAUUUGAGUAGCUGAUCAAUUUCCGGUGAAAAGUUAAGUCCGCAUAUCGAUUACACCGAUAUUUGCUAUCAAAUUUUAUUAAUAUUUUGAAUAUCGAAUUGAAGAUUCAAUUUUAAUCGAGAAAAUGUAGUAUUACAUAACUCAUUGGAAAAAUACCAAUUUUGGAUAAAACUCAUUGCAAAAAGAUUACCUUUCAAUGAACAUAGUCUUUAUAAUAUGCAAGUGCUUACUGAUACUGUGAAUAAGCUCACUGUGCCUGAUUAUAGUAGGAUAUCUUAUGUCACAAGAACGGGAAGGGGCCUUUUGCAGGCGAGAAUGAUGAUUAUAGUCGAGGCGUUGUUUUGUGGAAGUUGAAAAAACUACCACCUGGAGCGCUGAAGGUGGUUUUUUGUAGCAGUUUUGCUGUUCCUAUUUCGGAACUAGGAAACAUACUCGACUGUAAAGAAAUCAUAUGGUUUCAUUACAGUAGAAUAUGCUGUAAUGAGAAUCAUAUGUUUAUUUGUUCUGCAAACAGCUGUUUACCGGCUUGAUUUAAUGCAUGGAAAGCAGCUGAGAUUGAAUGACUAUGACAAAAAAUUCAAUACAGUAUACAAAUUAAUUCUGAAUUAAUAGGUGGGAUUUCAUCUCAAUUGUUACAAAUAUUAUUUAUGCAUUAUUUCUGUACUAAUUCAGUUUUCUUCAAAAUAACAUGUGAAUUUUAUGCUCAUGACAUCAUCAUUACAACAUCUCUGACAACAAUUCUGAAUAUGGUAUAUAAAAUACCAUCUGUACGUUCUAGUUGUUAUAUUGUUGUAUAUAACAUCAUUGUAAUUUUUUCAUUGAUGCCAUAGAGAUAUCAUGUAGUAGGAAAUGCUUAUUUUAGGUUGUCACUUUCUAUUACAGGCUUCUAUUUUAUCAAUAUUGUUUAUAAGUUGAUUUUCUCGCAAAUUUGCAGUUCAAUUCUGAGUAGGUAGCUGCUAUAUUUAGUUGAAAAAAGUGUUAGAAGCUAUUGGAAUUUAAAUGAAGUUUAAAUAAUGUACUUUAACUGCUAAAUACUGUAUAAUAAUAAUACACAACUCCUUAUGUAGAGAUUACAGAUAAUUUAUUAUUUUGAUUAUUCAUUGAUGUUGGAAUAGUCUGAUAGUUUAUCAAUUAAUCUUUAUAGAUGCGUAGCCUAUGUUGUGUUAGAUCUAUUAUAACGUUUCUAUUCAAAUGUAUAAUUAUUUCGAAUAAUAAAUAGUUUAACCCAAA
This is a messenger RNA of Nilaparvata lugens (brown planthopper), 9218 nucleotides long. RefSeq names its product integrin-linked protein kinase (gene Ilk). Gene Ontology annotation, biological process: protein phosphorylation. The record is from RefSeq and is a predicted model, not a curated record. Lineage: Eukaryota; Metazoa; Arthropoda; Insecta; Hemiptera; Delphacidae. Gene Ontology annotation, molecular function: protein tyrosine kinase activity; protein binding; ATP binding. The coding region runs from base 159 to 1334 and encodes 391 amino acids. The transcript is spliced from 8 exons.